Diaporthe amygdali is the source of this 1083-nucleotide messenger RNA. RefSeq lists its product as uncharacterized. Bases 1 to 1083 code for a protein of 360 amino acids. The transcript has 6 exons. The record is from RefSeq and is a predicted model, not a curated record. NCBI's taxonomy places the organism in Eukaryota, Fungi, Ascomycota, Sordariomycetes, Diaporthales, Diaporthaceae.
AUGAUUCAGCCCAGGAUGACCCAGUCCAAGAUCAGCCUGCCUCACCACAUCGACAUUGAUCACUACGAUGAACUCCCACCGGAGGCAAGCCCUGACAAUAUUGUUCCGCUGCCAAUGCCCAGUGAUGCUGAUCUGGAUCGACUAUUCCUGGAUGAUUCCGCGCAAAGAGAGAGACUCGCCGGCUUACCAAUAUGUCAAGGGGGAGGGUUCCUAGAAGCCGUUGUCAGGGGCAUCCAGGGGCGAUACAAAGUUGCGAGACUGGCCGAGGCUGUCCCUAUUCAAGGCCCUCCGCCCAAUGCUGAAAGGGUCUUUUCGGAUAAGGAGCUUGCAUGCUACCCGGAAGACGGUACCUACAUAAUCAUUCGGGGUGGUGUGUAUGACAUGACACUAUGUAUCGAGGACUAUGACUAUCUCCGCAUAGGCCGUGUGGUCCAGGAGAUCGCCGUGGACCAGCUGGCCCGGCACGAGGUCGCGGUGAACAGAAUGGUAUAUGACCUGCGACCCCUUGGAGAUUGGGAGGGCAUGGUGCGAAACCGCAUACUCUUAGGAGACGUCCUCGACGGUGCUGGCACGGACAUCUCCCACAGGUUGCGCGUCCCCCAACCGUGUCCAGGGAUGCUGCGGCUGCUCCAGCGGCGGGACUUGAUAGUAGCAAAGCUGGAGAGCCUGGUCGACGUGUACCCGGACGAGCUAGCAGCGGCCGAUGGAUCGGAGAUCCCGGCCCCUUCAAGGACCGAUGAUCUUGGGGCACCAUCACAUGGCCCUGAUCCAGACCGUCGGCCUGUGUGGAUUAGCCGUGCGGGCGAAGUCUACGAUAUGACAUAUGAGAGAGGUUGGAUCGACGAGUGGAAGGGCCAAGAGGCUCCGCCGAGCCCGUUCGCAAUACGGCUGGCGCAGUCCCACCGCUGCCGGAUUUUCGGCACGUUGAUGAGCGGCUAUCAUGCGCGACCGGCGGAUUUAAAGCGUCCCGCUCUCCGCGACGACAACGAGGACGCCGACGACGAUAGCACAUUUGACCCGGACCGAAAUGAUGGUCGGAUUAAACGAGGACGUAUAGACUGGACACAACAGGCUAAUAUCUGA